AUGCAUCCACUAAAGAACCUAGACACUGAUAUUUUUUCUGGGGACUUCCACACUCUUGCCUGCCACACAGGCAAGGCACCUUUGGCCAGUCCUGUGGAAAACCGGAUGUAUCGGAGUGUGGAAAACCUACACUGGGCAGCAGUUGCUGACUGUGGGCUGUAUUCUCACUGCCGGAGCCUGGAUAACGAGAUCAUCUUUCGCUAUAGAGGCACCAGUCAGUGGACAGAAGGAUGUGUGGAUGUGGCCCCAGUACAGAGCACAUCAGACUUUCUGAGGAACCUUUCUCUCCGUGCUAAACAGACAUCUCGAUCUGCACAAAAUGUGCUCUUUCCUCCCUUUGCCAAAGUGCCUCAGUGGCUCUUCCCUUCCACAGAUGAAAGAGCCCUACACAGGGAUGCCAGGAAAGAGCUGAAGGAGAAGCUGAGGCUGCACAGCAGUAAGGUGGCAGAGCCCUGCAAGCCAGUGCUCCCACAGGUGGCCCUGCCUGAACUGAUGGCCCAGGACUGUGCUGUGAAGUGCUGCACGGUUCUGGUGGAACACACUGCUCUCAGACACAACCUUACAGCAGGGCAGGGACUGUGUUUUGCACACAGGAUCAUCAGUCCAGAAGACAUCAAGCAGGAGGCUCAGAGGAGGCUUCAGCUCCGAAGGCAGAAUAGCUCUCCCAGUUUGCCCCUUCAGCAUGCUGGGGAAAGCUGUGAGAUGAGCAAAUCCAGAACAGCAGAGACCGUAGAACUGUACAGUGGGGAAACAGAUGGCAAAGUCACAUUGGGACAGAGCAAGAAAGGCUGCUGCAAAGGGAGACUCUACAUACCCACCUUUGAGGAGUUCAAGCAAAUGAAAAGUAAGGAGAGAAAUUCAUCUGACAGCAGCAGUGGGCCGGCAGAUUGCUUGAAAAAGGGUCUGCCUGCAAACAAGACACUGGAGAAAGAAAACAGUAAGAAUGUCUGUCCCGAAGCUUUAGAGACCAAAGCUGUGGAUGAACCUGCUAUCACAGGAGAGGAGGAUGAUGAUGUAUUUCAUGAAAACCGCAUCUCUGCUGGCUUUUCCCAAAACCCAGCCACAUGGGAUGGUUUCAAGAUGAGCAGUCCUGAAGUGAAGGACAGAACCUUCCAGGCCUCCAUCCCAGAUGCAUCACCAGUCCCUAUUUGCUCCAGUCCUAUUCCACGAUCACCUCUACAGGCAGGAGCAAUACAUUGUGCUGGACAGGAGAUCUUCAGUGAUGAGCAGCAGAAAGGAGAGACAAGGCAAUUAAAUGAUGUCCUCCACCUUACAGGGCAGUCGCUGGCUUCUGAAGCCCAGUCCUCUUGCUGUUCAUCGCUGCUGUUAGAAGCCACAGACUUAUCCAGCUAUGGAGCUAAGCUACAAAAAAUGAAGGAUGAAUUCAUAGGUUCAGCCUUGGAACUUAUUAAGAAAAGCUGCAAUGCUGAGAGUGCUGCCAAAUCCCCCUCCAAGGGGCGGUGUGAUCUGAAGGAAGCUGAUCUCCCACCUCUGGAGGACAGCCAGCAGCCCACAGCGAUGUCUAUGGCAACAGAGACCUGGGAGGACAAGCCAAGCAAUGAGACUUCCAGUGACCUUCCACCUGCAGGGAACACCCCCAGUCCUGCCUGUCGCCGAUCCAGCUCCGACAUUGUCCAUGAGAGCACGGAUGGUGCCAAGGCCCAGAGGGAGUGCCGGCUGCGGCCGCACUUCAGUGACCCGAUGCCAACAGACUCGGUGAAGAGGAAGCAGCUGGAGCUGAAGAUCGCGGCUGCAGCGCGGCAGCACGCACAGAAGCGCCGGCAGGAGCGAGACUAUGGUCCAGUGGUAGCAAAAGCCAACCUUGGCCAUGGUGGCAGUUUUGAUGAGACCCGACGCACACCAAAGGGCUCCCUCCGCUCCAGACAUCAUUGGAGCAAUGUCAGCAGUCUGAGCACGGACAGCGGGAUUGUUGGUGUGAAUGAUGCCCGGGAUGACCUGGAUCCCAUUGAGGCCACCCGGACCAAAUCAGUGGAUGUGGAGAGGGCAGAUAGUGGCAUUGGCCAGAUGCCAGCUAGGAAGUGGAGGAACAGGGCAUCUGAAACGCUGAGCUCCCUGCAGGCCUGGGAAGCCCAUCGUCCUUGCACUGACUGUGGAGAAAGGGACCUCCCCGUGGAGACAGAUGUUCAGAACUGCAACCAGAGGCGGGCUGAUCUCUGCGAGAAGUGUCGGAAGCGCAGGACAGAGCGCAAAGAGUCUGUUCUGGAAUUUGUCAACACAGAGGCCAGCUAUGGAGAGGACCUGCGCAUCAUCAAAGAGGAGUUCUACCUCCCCAUGCAGGCAGCUGGACUGCUGAGCCAGGAGCAGCUCCAGGGCAUCUUCAGCAACAUCCAGGAGCUCAUUGACCUCAAUGAGAAUUUCCUGGAGAUACUUCAAGAAGAGAUUGAUCAGGCAUUUGAUCAGGGGGAUGAUGACCUGAUGACCGUGUGCAUUGGAGAAAUAUUCCUGGAAUUCGUAAACAUGCUGCCAGCUUUUCAGACAUACUGUCUUCAGCAGUCCUCCUCUGUGAAUAUGCUCAAUGCUCUGGAGAAGGAGAAGGAGUUGCUCAGAAUAUUCCUUGAUGUCUCCCAGAAUGACAACACAGCACUGCGGCGGAUGAACUUGAGGUCCUUCCUGAUGGCCCCUUUGCAAAGGGUCACCAAGUACCCCCUGCUGCUCAGCAGAAUCAUCAAGGCCACCACCGAGUACCACCCAGACCACGGCAGCCUGCGGGAGGCCAAGAGCCGCAUCGAGUCCCACCUGGAGCACAUCAACAUGAAAACCAAGCAGGAGGGGAACACAUGGACCCUCCGAUCCUUUCGCCAGGACAGCAAGAAGAAGAGAGAAGUCAUCAACAUCGAGAUGAGAGAAACUGCCCUCAAAACUGUCGGUUGGCUGCGGGAGGAAACGCGGUUUGUGAUGGAGGGGUCUCUGCAGCUGGCCCAGCCCCCUGAUGGUCAGUGGGUGAAGAAAGGCAGCAAAACCCUGAAGUUCCAGAAUAUGCAGGUCCUCCUCCUGGUGAACAUGAAGCGUGUGUCCGAGUCCAGCCUGGAAUCAGCUGAGCCAGGCCCUGUGAAAGAUGCAGUGCUGGUACUCAUCAGGGACAAAAAUAAUGGGAAGUUCCAUUUGCUCAGGGAGCCCUUGAGGCUGAGUAAUUGCAUCGUCUCCACUGAUCCUGACUGCGACGACACCUUUGAACUGAUUGAGAUCAGGCGGGAGGCGUUUGUGUUCCGGGACAGCGACCGGGCACGGACUCACCAUUGGUUCAGACAGAUCAGGCGCUACUCCAGGGAGCUGGGCUCCUGGAAGAAGCGGCGGAACGCGCUGCCCAACAUCAUGAUCAGCACUCCUCACACCAGGCCCUGA
Molecule: messenger RNA, 3363 nt
Organism: Cinclus cinclus
Lineage: Eukaryota; Metazoa; Chordata; Aves; Passeriformes; Cinclidae
Exons: 7
Coding region: 1-3363 (1120 amino acids)
Biological process (GO): positive regulation of Rho protein signal transduction
Molecular function (GO): guanyl-nucleotide exchange factor activity
Source: RefSeq, a predicted model, not a curated record